Adelges cooleyi (spruce gall adelgid) is the source of this 3540-nucleotide messenger RNA. RefSeq lists its product as uncharacterized. Bases 185 to 1060 code for a protein of 291 amino acids. The transcript has 6 exons. The record is from RefSeq and is a predicted model, not a curated record. NCBI's taxonomy places the organism in Eukaryota, Metazoa, Arthropoda, Insecta, Hemiptera, Adelgidae.
AGUGCGCCGCCGUUGCCGGAUGACUGUCGAGCGUGUCCCCCGUGUUUCCCACAGGACGAUUGCCGCCGAUAACGCCGGGAAUCGAUGACGACAAUUAAUAUUGCGCAAAACUAACGUACGCAUAACAAUAAUAAUUAAAAAUUUUUUUUUAAAAAAACCGUUUAAAUAUCGCGGUCUGUUCUAUAUGGCGUCCCGCCGGUGGCAAACGACCUGCCGGUGUGUGGUCACGGUGUCGGCGAUCCUAGUGUCCGCAGCCGUGGGAAUAGCCGGCAAAGGAGUGUUGAAACUGUUAAAAUUAGACGUACCCCGUUGGGUGGACCUCAGAAGUUCAGCUACACUCAACUGCCAUUUCGACACCGGCGGCGACAGCUUGUAUUCCGUCAAAUGGUACAAAGAUGAACACGAGUUCUUCCGGUAUACACCCGAGCUAAACCCGAAGACGUUGGUUUUCGGUUUGGACGGCAUUCACGUGGACGAAGAAAAAUCAUCGGCCAACACGGUCGUCUUGUAUCCUUUGACGAGGAACAGCAAUGGCAACUACAAGUGCGAAGUAUCCACGGACGCUCCGAAUUUCCCCACGGUAGUCGAAGAAUCAAAUUUGACGGUCAUAGCGUUACCAGAAGACGGGCCCAGACUAGAUGGCGUCCGGGACUAUUACAAUAUAGGUGAAUAUUUAGAAGCCAACUGCAGUGCCAUAAUGACAUAUCCUGCUGCCACCGUGACUUGGUUCGUCAACGGAAUAGAGGUGGACAGCUUAUUGCGCCAAAAUUACUUACCAGAAAAGUCUGAAGGACCAUUCUUUAAUACUACUGUGGCUCUGCGGUAUCCAUUGAAAAAGGAAUGGGUGGACAUGAAUAAAAUGUCUGUUGACGUCAAAUGCACAGUCAAAGUGGCUGACGCUGACGUUAUGGUUGAAGAGAAAAAAGUCAAGUUACGUUCAGUAGCAGACCAUACUUUAUCACAAGAAAGACAUAUUUAUAAUUCUGGUGCUGUAAUUACAAACUACUGGAUGAUAGUAUUCACAGCGUUCAUUUCACAUUGCUUCAAGGCAUAUAACUAACGUGAUCAUAUUAAUGAGAACAUUUUACAGCCUAAUGAAAACGAAAUUUAAUAAAUAAUUGAUGGUGGUGUGCAAUGAAAAUGUAAAACUUUUAACUUGUUUUUUAAAUAUUAUUAUUAUUGUUUCCACGCCUUUAAAGAGUAGGCACGCUGCAUAAUAAUAUCGACGGUCUGAACUUUUUUUUGUUUAUAAAAAUGGUUUCUCCUAUGUAAAACAACUUACCCGUAAAUCUGGUAAGCACCCGAGCGGUAUCAAUUAGAGGUUCGUCUGGAUUUUAAACUUUUGGAAAUUUUAUUAAUAAAAGUUCAGAUCUCUGGUUAUAAAAAAAAACACGUGCAUGGCUUUUAAAUGUCUCUAAGAAUCAUUACUCGUGUAUUAUUUAUCUUUACAUAAAAAGCCUAUAAUUAUUAAAUCCACAUUUACCCAUUAUCUUUAUGUAAUUAUAAAAUGUUUUUAUUUUAUUUUAAUUACAUGCAUAUUAUGAUCGUAACGUUUAAUCUAUAGUUUUCUUAUUACAUUAAAAAAUGUUUACACACCACAGUUUUAUUUCAAUAAAACAAAUGUUUAAAAAUAUUUAAUUUAUUUACAUCAAUGAAGUGCUUAGGUAAUAUUAUAUUUGUUUUCAUGCAGAAUAGUAGUGUAAAUAAUAAUUGAUAUUAAUCCAAAAUAAUGUAAUAAGUGUAUAUUAUAGUAGUUACAAAAUGUAUUGUUAUAUUUUUAUUGACCGUGUAAAAUGUUUGUAAAGAAUCUAAAUUACCCUACUUUUUUUCUUUCCUAUUGAACGUUUCGCUAUUAACUAAUUUAUUAUUAUACAUUUUAUAAUGACUUCUGAUGUCCUUGUAAAGGAACAUUUUUUUUGCUGUUAUUCAUAUUAUACAUUUUUUUUUUUUUUUAUAACUUUUUACGGACUCUCUUGAUGAUGAAACUAUAGUAUUGUUGAUGGCUUCAUUUUUUAAUACAAACUUGAAAAAUGUACAUAAUAAUUUGUGGUGACAUUUUAAACAAGUCUACUCCAAACGUAUCAGAGUUAAAUAAAAUGAUUUAACGUAUCUCGUUCGAGUGUUAGGAUGCAUCAAGUGAACUUGUAAAGAUAUUGAAGGUACGAGACGUCCGAACUGAUCCUUUUUGAUAUUCUGACGUGGCUAACAACUGAUUAGGAUCCACCGUAUACACAACCUUGACCAAGGCGAUAUGGGAUAGAAGUUAGAUCCAGUGAGGAAACAAUUCCAACGGAUGUCGGCUUAUGGAUAAAACAGUAGGCCAAUGGCCUUAACGCUGUCUUGGCAAAGGGGGGUUUAAACUUUUGGCUCCGCAUCGUUAAUAUUUGGGCGUGGUUUUGAGCUUCAUAAGGGCUUGACAGAUUAUCGUCAUUUUUGUAGAAGGUCCGGUUAAGCGUACCCUAGUUUAGUGCCAAAAUCAACGAACCAUUUCUUUAGCACUUUUCGACGUUUAAAAAUAAUCCAUAUUACUCAAUACAUAUACUAAGGAAUGUGUGUUACCGUCUUAGGCUGCUGAUUUUUGCGCCGUUUCUUCGUCCAAGCGCAGCAAGGUUCGAAAAAUAUUAAUAGUAAUUUAACCAUAAAUCAGACGAUUAAAAUUAAUAUCAGCUGUUAGUUUACUAACGUAUACCCAGGUAGAUAGAUGGAUUGAUAAAAUAAAAUGUUUGCAUUUGAAAAACCUAUGCAGAAACGCAUAUUGUAGUCAUCUCUUUAGCAUGUCACGUACGAUUUGGACGUUCCCGACUGGGGUCAGGCCAAUAAAACCCUAAACCGUAUUAAACGCCGCAAGGAAGACGAGGGUUUUAUCCCGAUAAGAUGCCACCGAACCGAGUAAGUAGAGGAAUAUUUAGGUCAAUAAUAAUUAUUAUACUAGCUGGUUUUUGUGUAUCCGUGGCGGACACCGCAUUUGGAUAACAAUUCUGCAGGGCAUAAUCCAUAACUAACUCUUAAUGUCCCGAAUGUAAGUGAAUUAUAAACAAAAACCGAAUUGGACUGGGUUGAAAUGUGCAAUGACCAAGUCAAAUAGUGUCGAUGAUUAAAUUUCAUAACAAACAAUUACAUUUUUAAUUUACGAGAACAAGUUUAAUAAGUCACCAAUACAAAUAUAUUUGCUUCGAUGUUAAUCUAAAACGGAACGAUAACAAUAUAGAUGAUCUAAUAUGAAACUCGUGCCAAACACUACAGUCUAGUUAUUAUGAAGUGAAUGUUUUGAAAAAUGUCAGUUAUCUAAGCAUAGUUGUGUGUACAUUAUGUCGAUCCAGAAUAAACCGCGAUCUACAACUUUGUGUUAUAUAUAUUUUAAUUUUUAACCCAACAUAUUAUAAUAUAACACAAGUUUUCUUUUUCUUUUACUCUAACUGUAUAAUAUACAAUUCUUUAAACGAUUUAAACAAUGUUUUUAACAUUGUACAUAUUUAAUUGACAUUCCAUUUGUUAUACAGCACAAACCAUUAUUUGAUUUCAGUACUUCAAAAAUAAAUA